AACAGUUGUCUGUGGACAUUUGAUCGUAACGGUUGUUUUUCAGAGAGUGGAUCUUACGUUGAAAAAAAAAUUGUCGAAAACGAAUUUGACAUUUGGCGUUAAAUAAAUAUUAAAACAAAAUAAAACCAACGUACUCAACAUCCCAGACUUGUUUUAACAAAAGAAAACCCCUAAGGCAAACCAAGUGUCUUCAAGAAAACAAAUAUUUAUUUUGUCUUUUCAUGGUGUGCAAAAAACAUUACUUUGUUUGAUUUUAAUAAAACAAACGAUUUGUUAUCAUUUAUAGAUUGCUUUUGCCACAACCAGUUGUGUUUAUCUACAAUUUUAACAAAGCCAAGUAUUAGAGCUGUCGCAUUUUGAUUGAUAACGUAUCGCGUCAAAGAGCCGUGUUUAUUGGCAAUUUUUACCGUGUCGAAUAAAAUUUAAAAAAAGAAAAACAAAGAGAAACAUUGAGCUGAGCUAAUUUUUACUUGAAAUAUUCUGUGCCAUUCGACGGGUGUGUGUGUGUAUUUUGAAAAAUAUUGAUUUGUGGCAAAAGUACUUUGCUCAAAAUGCCGGUGAAAUCAUCUAAAACAACACUGUAUAAAUUACUAGUUUUAUUCCUAGUAAUCUCUGCCGUUGAUCUGGGCCUUGCCGGUCCCACAUCGGCAGUUGUGAAAGAUGAUCCGAUUAAAGAGAGUCUGGAAGAACUUAAUGACUUGAACGAAAGUUCCAUUUUGAGGGACUCUUCAUCGAUGUCCUCCCAACCUCCAUACUCGCAUCGUGAUGAAGAUAUGUUACCAAAUCCCAAACUAACCACCGUCUUUGAGAAUUUCAAAUAUGAUGUUGAAAUUUUGGAAUCUGGCGAAGAUAAAAGUUCUGAGGUUUCCGAAAUUGAAGAACGUUAUAGGGGACCUUCGAUUGUCAUUAAUACCGAUGAAUUUAUUAAUGAAAACAUCGAAAUGAAUGAAGCCGAUGAAGAAGAGAGAGCCGAUAAAAAAGCCCUGGCCACAAGUCAUUUAAUAUUGAGCAUCAUUUUGGUUGUACUGGCUUUGGUUUCCAUAGCCCUAUAUACGGCUGUUGUUAUAUGGCGUAAUCAUAUUGAACAACGUUAUGGCAUGCGCGAAUUACUAGUCACCAAUGAUAAUCAAGAUUAUUGGCCUCAACAUAUGACAGAUACAUCAGCAGCCGCUAUUCCACAAUCACAACAACAACCGCAGCAGCAUCCACACUUGCCCCCCUCAUCACCACAACAUCAAAGUGCAUAGAGCAAUCUUAGUAUUACAGCAAAAAAAAAAAAAAAAAAAAAAAAAAAAAAAAAAAAUUUCAUCGUAAUCGCCGUUGGAUAUGAUUUAAGUUGAAUUGAAACACAAAAAUUGAAAUGCAAUUACGUACGUUGUUCAUACGAGUACGAGUAUUUCAUUGCAACCAGUCACAUUUUUUAGACGGAAACAAAAUCAAUCCGAGGGGAAAGUUUUUUAUUUUCAUCACAAAUCGCCAAUUCAACAGAAACAAACAAAAAAUUCCCAAGUAGUUUAGUUCGAUAAUUUAUUCUGAUACGAUAAUUGUUUUGUUUAGUUCGUAGUUCGUCGUCGUAUGUUUAAAUAAGGAAUGCAUUUCAGUCUGCGCCUUCGAUUUGGAAAGGAAAAGUCAGUUCAGAUGUCAUCAUGUAAUGCCUUGCGAGGCCUUAUAUGGCUGAUAUCUGGAUUUUGUUGUUGUAAUGUAGUUAGUAAGCCUGUGAUAUAAUUUAUACAAGAAAAAAAAAAAAAAACAAAACAA
Musca domestica (house fly) is the source of this 1758-nucleotide messenger RNA. RefSeq lists its product as uncharacterized. Lineage: Eukaryota; Metazoa; Arthropoda; Insecta; Diptera; Muscidae. The coding region runs from base 552 to 1247 and encodes 231 amino acids. The record is from RefSeq and is a predicted model, not a curated record. The transcript is spliced from 4 exons.